AUGUCCACGGUAAAUCAAUGUCGCCAGUUCUCUUUCAACUCAUAUUUGAUCACCCCCAAGGAACUUGAUUCUGCCCUCAAGAAGAACCCGCGCACGAAAAUCUCCACCUCUCCUCGUGUGGUACCGCUAUGCGCAGCCUGGUUCAUGCCGAACGACCCCGAGGGUCGCAAAGGAAUUGACAUCUUCCGCAAGCAUCGCAUCCCCGAGGCUCGCUUCUUUGACCUAGACGGAGUCAAGGACCAUGACUCGCCCUACCCGCACAUGCUUCCUACCGCCGAAACGUUUGCCGAAGCAAUGAGUGAGCUUGGCAUUCGCCGCGACGACGAGGUGGUGGUCUACGACACUGAGGAGCUGGGCAUCUUCAGCGCUCCCCGCGUCGGAUGGACUCUUCGGGUCUUUGGACACCCUCGAGUUCAUCUACUCAAUAACUACAGGCUGUGGGUUCGCGAAGGAUACCCGACGGAGACGGGUGAGCCCUCCCAGCCGGAGCGGACCAACUACCCCGUACCUACGUAUGAUUCGAAACUCGUGAUCCCUUACCGGGAGCUGAAGGAGAUCGCCAAGGAGCAUAGAAAGGAGGGCGCAAAGGAAGUGGAGAUCCUGGACGCACGCUCGUACGGCCGCUGGGCGGGAACCGAUCCUGAGCCACGUCCGGGCCUGUCGUCGGGCCAUAUUCCUGGCUCUCAAAGCUUAGCUUUUCAACAACUGCUGGACCCGGAGACCAAGACUUAUCUUCCGGGGCCAGAGCUACGCAAGAUCUUUGAAGGCAAGGAUAUUGAUGAGUCCAAGUCCAUCAUCAGCUCUUGUGGCACCGGUGUGACAGCGACUAUCAUUGAGACGGCACUAGGCGAAGCGGAGUUCGGAGAGCCCAACCUACGGAGGGUAUACGAUGGCAGCUGGACUGAGUGGGCACAACGUGUCAAGCCCGAGGAGGGUCUCAUCAAGAAGGCAACGUAG
This is a messenger RNA of Aspergillus luchuensis, 957 nucleotides long. Its product is annotated as sulfurtransferase. Gene Ontology annotation, biological process: transsulfuration. The record is from RefSeq and is a predicted model, not a curated record. Lineage: Eukaryota; Fungi; Ascomycota; Eurotiomycetes; Eurotiales; Aspergillaceae. Bases 1 to 957 code for a protein of 318 amino acids. Gene Ontology annotation, molecular function: thiosulfate-cyanide sulfurtransferase activity. The transcript has 2 exons. Gene Ontology annotation, cellular component: mitochondrion.